GCCGCCCAUGGCCGCUCGUCUUCCCCGCUCUUCGCCGUUCUGAGGUCCUUAGCGAGCUCCGUCUCCCAGUUUUGUUGCUCGAUCGCUUGUCCUGUUUAUCCCCGCUCGAAAUCGGUGGCAGAGGUGGUCGAUUGGGCUUUUGCCGAGUUGUUUCGACUCGGGGCCUUCGACAUCUUGCUCUUAGGUCGUCGCUGUGUUUUGCUUCGUGCGGUAGGUUGUAGUGUACAGGAAGUUUGGUCCAAUCUGAGUUGGGUUUUGCCUUUGUUAGUUUUUUUGCUGGGUUGUAGUGCAUUUCGCCCUCUUUCUCUCUCUUUUUUGUUUUCCUUUGUGUAUUUCUGUCGUAUUUGAAGCCCGGAGUUGGAUUGCUGCACUUGGGUUUUCAAGAUGGGUUGGUUGUGGACGGUGGUUUAUCAGAGUUACGCUUUAUCAGGACCUGUGAUGAUGCUGUUGUAUCCCUUGUAUGCGUCCAUCAUGGCGAUCGAGAGCCACGACAAGGAGGAUGACCAACAAUGGCUGACCUACUGGGUGCUGUACUCGUUGGUGUCGUUGAUGGAGAUGGCUGCUGGGCCUGUGAUCGCGUGGAUUCCCUUCUACUCGACGUUCAAGCUUAUUAUCGCGUCGUGGCUUGUGUUGCCCCAGUUCCGAGGUGGGAUUAUCCUGUACGAGAAGUUCGUGAGCCCUUACUUGAACGCAGCGACUGGAGUCACUGAUCAGAAACUUACAGAUGGGCAACGGAAGUGGUUGGGUUCCAUCAGCCCCGAGGCUCAAGCGUCGGUUGCUGCGUUCAUCAAGGAGAACGGGUCGUCCGCGUUCGAUGCAUUCAUGAAAUCAGCCACUGGAGAUGUUAAACAGGACAAGAUAGAGGAAACUGUAGAGAAGAAGGAGGGUGAAGCUGCUGGUUCUUCGGAUUCAGAUUAGAGGAUGGCUAGGACUGGAGCGAGGAAUCGGACUUAUCCUGUGUUUUUCAUGAUGUUCCCUCUUUUGGAGUAUUUUAGAAAUCGUUGCUUAUUUUAAGUUCAGUGACAUCGUGGCCGUGUUUUGUAGAUAUGGCCUGUUCAUUAUGGAAGCUCAUUUAUAUGGCCUCAGCUGGAGAAUGUCGUUCGCGUGAAACUCUUUGGACACACCGAGUGUCAGUUGUAAUAUUAUUUUACGUACUAACAUUUGAGCAUGUCAAUGGGUUUCCUGAUGUUUUUGAUA
Messenger RNA from Physcomitrium patens, 1197 nucleotides. RefSeq names its product HVA22-like protein e. NCBI's taxonomy places the organism in Eukaryota, Viridiplantae, Streptophyta, Bryopsida, Funariales, Funariaceae. The record is from RefSeq and is a predicted model, not a curated record.